CGUCCUUUUUGCCCUUUUCAAUUGGAACAAAACUCAAACAAAUAACACCGUAUUACUUCGUACAGCUUUCAAUUUUCACCGCGUAACUCGAUCGGUCAAGCAUUCAAUUCAAUUCAGUGUAAAGAGAUUUUCUUCUAUGCCACUUAAAGAAAUAGGCGUCUGGUGAAAUUUGUUCAUGGCAGGAGGACAGUUGUAUUUCUUUCAAUAGGUACUCAGAUAAAUAAAAUAAUCUGUUGAGAGCGUGUGGAAUCCAGAUAUUUUAACUGGUGCCGGAGGAUAUUGACGUAAUACAAUUUGGGGAUUAAAAAUUAGAGGGAUGGGAGAAUCAGAAUUGGAGGAAGAAAAAAACAGGAAGAGGGAGGUGGGAUGGGGACGAAUCAAAUGGAUAGUGUUAGCAUUAAUUGGGAUUAUUGCAGCAAGUAUCGUUGCAUCUGUAUUACGCAUAGGCCCUACAUUUUCCUUACCGUCCUUGUCUAACAAGGUUUGCACUUGUCAGAGUCAAAACAAGCUAAGCGGUAUCGUGGAAGAUUGUUGUUGCGACUACGAAACUGUGGAUGCCCUUAACAAGGAGGUCUUGCAUCCCGUACUUCAAGAACUUACUAAAACCCCUUUCUUUCGUUAUUUCAAGGUAAGGCUUUGGUGUGAUUGCCCUUUCUGGCCUGAUGAUGGGAUGUGCCACCUUCGAGAUUGCAGUGUAUGUGAGUGUCCCGACAAUGAAUUUCCUGAAACAUUUAAAAGACCAAGUGGUCGUCUCUCUAGUGAUGAUUUAAUGUGUCAAGAAGGCAAGCCACAGGCUACUGUUGAUCGGACUGUUGAUAGUAAAGCAUUUGUGGGUUGGACAGAAACAGACAACCCCUGGACCUAUGACGAUGAGACAGACAAUGCUGAAAUGACCUAUGUAAAUCUUCAGUUAAAUCCUGAACGUUACACUGGGUACAUUGGUCCUUCAGCUCGAAGAAUAUGGGACUCAAUAUACAAAGAACAUUGUCUUGAAGAUGCAUUGGGAGAUUCCUCUCCAGAGAGGCGAGUUUUCUACAAGCUUAUUUCAGGGCUGCAUUCAUCUAUUUCAGUUCAUAUUGCAUCAAAUUAUCUACUUGAUGAAGCAAAGAAUCUGUGGGGACCAAAUCCAACUUUGCUAAAUAAUCGGGUCUUGAAAUAUCCUGAGCGUGUGACAAAUUUGUAUUUCACAUUCCUCUUUGUGCUUCGAGCGGUAACAAAGGCAUCUGACUACCUCUCACAAGCCGAAUACAGCACGGGAAAUCCACUAGAAGACAAAAAGACACUCUUGUUGGUGAAGCAACUUGUGUAUAACGAUCGUCUGCAAGCAGCUUGCCCAAUUCCAUUUGAUGAAGCCAAGCUUUGGAAGGGUCAAAAUGGGCAUGAAUUGAAAAGUCAAAUUCAGACGCAGUUCAGAAAUAUCAGUGCAUUGAUGGAUUGUGUAGGAUGUGAAAAAUGCCGACUUUGGGGAAAGCUGCAAAUUCUUGGUCUUGGCACAGCGUUGAAGAUUCUCUUCUCGGUGAAUGGCCACAAAUCUGAACCGUUACAGUUGCAACGGAAUGAAGUGAUUGCACUGAUAAAUCUUCUGAAUAGAUUAUCUGAGUCAGUUGAAACUGUUCGUGCACUGGCUUCCAUUGCUGAAGUGGCUGAAAAAGAAGGCUACAAUUCAGUACCCAUCUUUCAGAAUUUAUGAGGAUUUAUAGUAUCGUUUUGAUUUCAAGACGAGAGCAACUACAAGGACUAGCAAGUAAAAAUAGAAUAAGUGACCAAAAAGGUGUGGUACACAGCUAGCUUGGCGAUUUCAGAUGCGGUCAUGGGCUUGUUCUGAACAAAUGCCAUUACUGUGAUUGUACAGGGAUAAAAAGCACCUAGAUACUAUAGUUAUUCACGGCAAUUAACAAGGGUUGAAGGAUAAAAAGGAUGAAAAGGAAGUAACCCAAUUUGAGGGAAUUUAGAUCACCAUACGUUACUAUGUACAUAUCAACAUGCAUAUAAUUAUGAAUUUUUUCUUUUCUUGCA
Molecule: messenger RNA, 2016 nt
Organism: Cryptomeria japonica (Japanese cedar)
Lineage: Eukaryota; Viridiplantae; Streptophyta; Pinopsida; Cupressales; Cupressaceae
Product: endoplasmic reticulum oxidoreductin-2
Exons: 9
Coding region: 317-1690 (457 amino acids)
Biological process (GO): protein folding in endoplasmic reticulum
Cellular component (GO): endoplasmic reticulum membrane; endoplasmic reticulum
Molecular function (GO): protein-disulfide reductase activity; FAD binding; thiol oxidase activity
Source: RefSeq, a predicted model, not a curated record